This is a messenger RNA of Nyctereutes procyonoides (raccoon dog), 1146 nucleotides long. It is a transcript of the gene PEX11G, whose product is annotated as peroxisomal biogenesis factor 11 gamma. The record is from RefSeq and is a predicted model, not a curated record. NCBI's taxonomy places the organism in Eukaryota, Metazoa, Chordata, Mammalia, Carnivora, Canidae. Gene Ontology annotation, biological process: peroxisome fission. The transcript has 5 exons. Gene Ontology annotation, cellular component: peroxisomal membrane. Bases 12 to 737 code for a protein of 241 amino acids.
GCGGAGUUGCCAUGGCGGCGCUGAGCGGCCUGGCGUCGGCGCUGGAGUCGUACAGGGGCCGGGACCGCCUGAUCCGAACGCUGGGCUACUGCUGCCAGCUGGUUGGCGGGGUCCUGGUGGAACAGUGUCCAGCCCGGUCAGAAGUGGGGACGCGCCUGCUCACACUGUCCUCCCAGCUCAGCCACUGCAGGACUGUCCUGCGACUCUUUGACGACGUGGCCAUGUUUAUCUACACGAAGCAGUAUGGCCUGGGGCCAGAGGAGGAGGACAGCUUUGUCCGCUGCGUCUCCGUCCUGGGCAACGUGGCCGACCAGCUCUACUACCCCUGUGAGCACAUCGCCUGGGCUGCUGAUGCCAACAUCCUCUGCGUGGACUCCGCCCGGUGGUGGACGCUGAGCACAGCCUUCUGGUGCCUGUCCCUGCUGCUGGGCAUUGCCAGGUCCCUGUGGCUGGUCCUGACGCUGAGACGGAGGCUGAGGAGCCCUGUGGUGGCCUUCACCAGCCGGCUGCCCCGAAGCAAGCGGAGGGCCAUGGAGGCCCAGGUCCGGUCAGAGGUGCUGGCUGUCCUGAGCAACCUGGCCGAUCUGGCCAACGCCGUGCACUGGCUGCCUCGGGGCAUCCUGUGGGCCGGCCGCUUCCCCCCGUGGCUCGUGGGCCUCCUGGGCACCGUGUCCUCCCUCCUCAGCGUGUACCAGGCGGUCCAGGCCCGCGGCAGGGAGGCCGCCACCACCCCCUGAUGCGGCCCGGGCGGGGUGUGGGUGCGGCCGGAGCCCCGCCAGAGGGCCCCUUCCCACCAAGCAGCAGCCACUCGGGUGGGGGGCAGGGUCUGGAGCGGAGGGAAAUCUGCCGGGUGUGGGGAUGCGUAACCCAGAGAACGCUCGGGGCAGCCCUGGGCGCAGGCCCGGGGUGGGUCCCCUGGGUGCUGAGGGCCAGGCCUUCCCAACUCGGUUGGGGCUCGGAGGGGGGCUUCUCUCAGGGCCAGAGUAGGGGUCCCCAGGCCUCAGGUGCGGAGAAGGUGCUGCGGGCCUCAGCAGCUCCCUGCCUGCCCGCGUCUGCCUCAGGCGAGCCCGAGCCAGGACGGCGUGCGCCAAGCGGGCCUUAGGAAAGUUGACUUGGUGACCGAUUAAACAGGGUGCUGGUGCCGGA